This is a messenger RNA of Halichondria panicea, 1317 nucleotides long. Its product is annotated as threonine aspartase 1-like. Gene Ontology annotation, biological process: protein maturation. Gene Ontology annotation, molecular function: threonine-type endopeptidase activity; beta-aspartyl-peptidase activity; asparaginase activity. The transcript is spliced from 12 exons. NCBI's taxonomy places the organism in Eukaryota, Metazoa, Porifera, Demospongiae, Suberitida, Halichondriidae. Bases 105 to 1262 code for a protein of 385 amino acids. Gene Ontology annotation, cellular component: cytoplasm. The record is from RefSeq and is a predicted model, not a curated record.
AAUAACCAACACAUCAGAAAUGUGACAAUGGCAAAAAAAUUAAGGAAGUGGAAAUGUCACGGGGCCGCCCCCCAAACAUUGGAUUUGUUUGGUAAAGAUCAUUAAUGAAUGUUGUGUUAAAAUUACAUGGAAGGGAAUUCCCCUACAAACAGCCUGCUCUUCUCUGCAGACAGGAGAUGGCGUACCCUUUCAUAGCUGUUCAUGCAGGCGCAGGUUACCAUAGUGACUCCAAUGGUACCAAACUGAAAGAUCUGUGUAAAACGGCUUGCCUUAAGACAAUGGCAGCACUGAGAGAGGGAAGGGAUGCAGCUGAGGGGGUAGCCAUUGCUAUAUCAGAACUUGAGUCCAGCCCCCUCACUAACUCUGGCCUGGGCUCUAACCUCAGUCUCACUGGACAGGUUGAGUGUGACGCUAGUGUCAUGGAUGGAGACGGUGGCUUCGGCUCUGUAGGUGCAUUGCAAGGUGUGGUGAACCCCAUACAAGUGUCACUGGAGAUGCUACGAGAUAGUUCCCACGGUACCCUAUCUCUGGGGAGAGUCCCUCCAUUAAUGUUGACUGGAGAGGGUGGGCGAUUAUGGGCGGAGCAGCGAGGCUGUGGGUUGUGUCAGCCUGAUGAGCUCAUUACUGAUCGUGCCCGAGAGGUAUACCUGGACCACAAGUCACGCUUGGAUGGAGCCUCCUCCCCUGCACCAAAACACCGCAAGAGGAGGAGAGAGGAUAACGGACACAAUAAGGAGGAACCUCCAUUGGACACUGUGGGUGCUAUAUGCCUGGACGGACGAGGGGGCGUUGCAGGGGGUGUGUCUAGUGGGGGAAUUUCCCUCAAGUUCCCCGGUAGGGUGGGGCAGGCGGCUGUGUUUGGGUGUGGCUGUUGGGCCCAGCACACACCCAGCAAAGAGAGCAGAGCUGUCGCUUGCAGCACUUCAGGUACUGGAGAAUACAUCAUCAAGACCAUGCUGGCUAAAGAAUGUGCCGAAUCCAUGAUAGACUCUAGCCUUGAGCAGUCUUUGACUGAUAAAUUCUUGCGCUCUGAGCGGUUGUCCUCUGUUGAUCAGAGGUUUAAACUAGCAGGAGUCAUUGCACUCAAUCUCACAACAGACGGUGACGUCCACUUCUCCUGGGGCCACACAACGGAGAGUAUGUGUGUGGGGUACAUGAGCCACACCCAUCAACAACCAACGGCAGUGCUGUCAAAGAUGGCCGAUCCUGAUAAGGCUGGACUAACCACACAAGUAGAAGCACUCAAACUAUCCCCAUCAUGAACAACUUAUAUUAUAAUGAACUAAAUAAUAUCAACAAUGUUCAUUGAGACCCAAG